This is a messenger RNA of Protopolystoma xenopodis, 210 nucleotides long. The record is from the annotation of a GenBank genome assembly. NCBI's taxonomy places the organism in Eukaryota, Metazoa, Platyhelminthes, Monogenea, Polystomatidea, Polystomatidae.
AUGCUAGGCCCGGGAGUCAAUGGUGAACAGAUGAUUGACCUCCUGUGCACAAACAGACACAUUCAUGCUUCCGCAUGCCCCCAAACAACACAACUGCAUACACACAGGCACACAUAUACACAAAUAUGCCCGAUUCGUACAAUUGCUCAAACCCUUAGCUACACACCUACCACUCCUACAGCUCCUCCAUAUAGGCCCAACCCCACCUGA